Condylostylus longicornis is the source of this 2441-nucleotide messenger RNA. RefSeq names its product armadillo-like helical domain-containing protein 3. Gene Ontology annotation, cellular component: cytosol. The record is from RefSeq and is a predicted model, not a curated record. NCBI's taxonomy places the organism in Eukaryota, Metazoa, Arthropoda, Insecta, Diptera, Dolichopodidae. The transcript is spliced from 4 exons. Gene Ontology annotation, biological process: regulation of Golgi organization. Bases 127 to 2229 code for a protein of 700 amino acids.
UUAUUGUUAAAUCGGCAUUCAAUUUUUGUAAGAUUACUGAUUCGAGUUUAAAAAAUUUUUUUAAAUACAUAUUAACUCUUUCAUUAACUUUAUUUAUUUCUAAGACUUGUUAUUGUAUUGCUAAAUAUGACUUCGAGGAAAAGAAGUGGAUCUGGAUCGUCAAAACGCCCGAAGGAGAAGGUUGUAUAUAUUUAUGAAAUAUUUUUACGUGGGGAGGAUCCUACCAAAGACAAUCCAGAAUUUUGGAAUGAAUUUUUUCUUUUGCAACCUAAUGUUGAAAGUUUUGAAAAUGAAUUGUCUAAAUUGUCAAUUGAGCAGCUUGUAUCUGUUAAAAAUAAUUUAAAUUUGAUUUUUACAAAGUGUAUUGAAAUGCUUGAAUCAAGUCAUACAAAAAGAAUUUUUAAUAGCCUUCAAACGUUAUGCGCACUUUUUCAUUCCAUAUUUAAAAGGUCUGCUUCUGAACCGAGUCUUGAUGUUAUACGUACAAUAUUUGAAUUUGAGCAAAUGGAUGAAAAUAUGAAAAUGUUAUUAACACAUUGCAAUAAUAUUAUGAUAAGUAAGUCCCAAGGUUUUAUUAAGAUUUAUUUAUUUAAUGACACAACAAAAAAUUUUAUAUUUUUAGGUGAUAUAUCAGAAGGCACAAGAUUUAUGUGCCUUAAAUUUAUAUUGACUUUAGUAACAGGAACUGAUAACGUUAGUCAAAAUAUUUUAAUGGAAUAUUUAAUGAUGCAUAGUUUGUUUGACAUUUUAAUACGUUUAUUAAGUGACUCUUCAUUACGUGCACAACAUGGUCAUGAUAUUGUAGUAUUGUUAACAUUGUUGGUAAACUAUAGAAAGCAUGAAGCUGCCAACCCUUACAUUGUACAAUUAUCAAUAUUAGCAGAUGAAUUAGCUUUAAAUGGUUACGGUCAAAUGAUAUCAUCAUCACUUAUUGAUUUUUGUCGUCAAUAUAUGCAAAACUUAUCGAAUGUUCAAUCUUCAUCGUGGUUUUCUUCACUGUCAAAUAUCGUGGGUAAUAUGUUUGUCUCAGAUGAAGGUUAUGAACGUGUGCAACAAAUCAAAGCAAAUAAUGCACUACUAUUAGCUUUAUACGAAGCUGUUCAUCUCAAUAGAAAUUUUAUCACAACAUUAGCACAUACACAGACUGAAAGUAGCGCACCACCAUCACCUAGUAACACUUUGAACGCUAACCAACCAGUUCCAGAUCUCUCGAAUGCUCCCAUUCUAGACAUAACACAAUAUCCUAGUAAUUUGUUAGUUGCAGUUUUUCAAUACUGUUCAAUUGUAAUGCAAGAUAACAAAAAUGAAUCUAGUGUAGCAAAUCUAAAACUGUGUUUUUUAAUUUUGACGUGUAUAUCAGAGGACCAGUAUGCUAAUUCAAUAAUGCAUGAUAAUAAUUUAACUUACAAAGUUUUAUUGCAUCGAGCUCAAAUGAGACAUCGAAAAUUAAAUGUUGAUCGUCUUGGAAAAGCACAACCUUUGGCUGCUACUUUAUUAGAUUUGCUUGUUGAGUUCAUUGUUUCGCAUUUAAUGAAGAAAUUUCCAAUGGAAUUAUAUUUACUGUGUAUUGGCGUAAUUCACCGAAUCUUGUGUUAUCAGAAGAGAUGUCGGAUUCGAUUAAAUUAUCCAUGGAAAGAACUAUGGUCAGCUCUAAUCGGUUUACUAAGAUUUUUAGUAACCCAAGAACAGAAUCUAGUAAAAAAAUGUAACAUUUUUUAUUUAUCAUUACAAGUUGUAAAUAUAUUCAAUUUAUUCAUCACAUAUGGAGAUACAUUUCUAGCGACAACUAAUAGCUACGAUGAGCUUUAUUAUGAAUUAAAUCGUGAAGAGAAAGUUUUUAGUGAAAUACAUGCCAUGGUUUUACGUUACACAACAAUGCCUGAUACUGAAUAUAAAGACGAUGUAAUAAAGUUAAUGGGUUCUUUAGUGAAUAUAUUGGCAAUUAUAAAACAUUUUCAAAAUAAGAUUAAAGAGUGGUUAGCUGAACAAGGAUUAUCGACACCAACUGAAGAACAAAUAUUAGAAGUUGUCCGGAAAAAUUAUGAUUUAACAUUAAAAUUGCAAGAUUCUUUAGAUCAUUAUGAAAGAUAUUCUGAAACACCGAAACAUACUGCAUUUUUUACAUCAAUGGUACGAGAUGUUGUCACCGAUACACGAAAAAAUGUUUAUGCUUACAUAAAAGAGGCAGUAUCGGCACUUCCGGAAGCGGAUCUAAUCACGUCUCAAUGAAAGUUAGAUAUGUUUUGUUAGAUAUGUGGAUUUGGAAAAUUAUACAAAGAAAAACAAUUAUAGUAAACACAUUGUCUUAAAACUUUUUGUUCGUACAUUGUGAAUUUAUAUACGUAUAUAAAUGUAUGAAAUGUAUAUUUAUAUAUGUAUAUAUAUAUAUUAUACAUAGAUAUAUUUGAUUGGUAUGUUUUAUGAUUUUAUUCAAUAUUCAA